AUGCCCGUCCAAUUCAACGGGAAUUUCCUGGAGCCUUCAUUUUCUCUCGCCUGUCUAAUUGCAACACCUGCGAGGGGCAACCCCCUCCUCAUUAUUCCCUUCGCUUCGCCUGAAGCGCUUGUCACAACACCCGCGCCUAUCUACCUGAAACACCGUGUAGCACUUGGGCUGGCGGUGCAUCUUUUCGGUAUUCCGCUUCAGCCACGGCUUUCUUUCACCAGCCCACCCCUGCCGCAUUCCCCUCCCCGGUCCCGCGCAACCAUCCUCGCUCUAAAAGCUGAGCGUCGUGACGAUUCACAUCGAAAAGACCUCUUCUUCUCCCUCGGCCACCAUUUGACAAUUUUCCUCGAGGGAGCGCAUGUCCGCGCAACGCGUGCUCUGCCUUUACUGACCUACAACCCGGACUUGCUCUCCGCUGCGCGCAUUCGCUGA
Molecule: messenger RNA, 432 nt
Organism: Penicillium macrosclerotiorum
Lineage: Eukaryota; Fungi; Ascomycota; Eurotiomycetes; Eurotiales; Aspergillaceae
Exons: 2
Coding region: 1-432 (143 amino acids)
Source: RefSeq, a predicted model, not a curated record